UCCCUCGGCUUCUCAAAGUAUUUCCGGAGCACUCAGUUCAGUAGUGUGCCGUUAGCAGGAAAAUGUCAUCAGACAAGCAUAACGAAUCUAAAAUAUCAACCAUGGAAGACAAUAAAGAAAAUUCACCGGACGGACUUGGAUUGGAAAUUCUGCUGGUCAUCAAGGAAUCCCAGCAGCAGCACGGCCUGAGACAUGGAGAUUACCAGAGAUACAGGGGUUACUGCUCUCGCCGCAUGCGUCGUCUGCGUAAGACGCUGGGCUUCAAGUUGGGCAACAGACACAAGUUCACUGGGAAGAAAAUUACUCAGGAGAUGAUCUCUGACAACAGAUACCUCCUUCUGGUCCUGAUGGAGGCGGAGCGGGCGUGGAGCUACGCCAUGCAGCUGAAGCAGGAGGCCAACACGGAGCCGCGCAAACGCUUCCACCUGCUGUCGCGCCUGCGCAAGGCGGCCAAGCACGGCGAGAGGCUGGAGAAGCUGUGCGACAGCCCCCGCGUGGACGCCAAGACCAAGCUGGAGGCUCAGGCCUACACCUCUUACCUGACGGGCAUGGUCCAGUUCGAGAUGCAGGAAUGGAAGGCUGCCAUGGAAGCUUUCAACAAGUGCAAGACCAUCUAUGAGAAGCUGGCCAGUGCCUUCACUGAGGAGCUGGCCGUGCUGUAUCACCAGCGCGUGGAGGAGAUCUCCCCAAACAUCCGCUACUGCGCCUACAACAUCGGCGACCAGAAUGCCAUCAACGACCUGAUGCAGAUGCGUCUGGCUGCGGGGGGAGGUGGAGGCAUGAUGGCUGAGAAGCUGGAGGCCCUCAUCACCCAGACGAGAGCCAAGCAGGCCGCGUCCAUGAGCGAGGUGGAGUGGCGAGGACGCUCAGUGCCCGUCAAGAUCGACAAGGCCCGCAUCUUCCUCCUCGGCUUGGCGGACAACGAGGCGGCCAUUGCCCAGGCGGCCAAUGAGGAGACCAAGGAGAGCCUGUAUGAGACCCUGCUGGCCGAGUGCAGAGAGACCAUCCACGCCGUGAGGGAGGAGCUUAAGGCUGAGGCGAAGCAGAGAGAGAGAGGCCCUGACGCCGACAGUGGGAAGGUGUCCAACCUGCAGUUCCUGCAUAGCUACCUGACCUACAUCAAGCUGUGGACGGUGGUGAAGAGGAACGAGAGCAUGGCCCACGUGCUGCAGGCCCAGCUCAAGGAGCCCCAGACGGACGAGAACAAGAGGGGGCCCCGGCCCCAAGACCUCAUCCGCCUCUACGACAUCAUCCUGCAGAGUCUGGCCGAGCUGGCCGCCCUGCAGGGUCUGGAGGAGGAUCACACCUUCCAGAAGGAGGUGGCCCUCAAGAUGCUGGUCUACAAGGCCUACAGGUGUUUCUACAUAGCCCAGUCCUACGUGCUGGUGAAGAAGUGGAGCGAGGCGCUGGUCCUAUACGAGAGGGUGCUGAAGUACGCCCACGAGGUCCAGUCCAAGGCCAAGAGCCUCAACAACAGCCUCAAGGAUCUCCCAGAUGUGCAGGAGCUGAUUGCCGAGGUCAACGCUGAGAAAUACUCCCUCCAGGCGGCGGCCAUCUUAGACACGGGCGAUGCACCAGAGGCCCCCUCCCAGCAGCAGAUAAAAGACAACACGCCCCUGUCUGAGCGCCUGGAGACCUUCCGCUUGGACCCCGCCCUCGUCGGAAAGCAGCCCAAUCUGGUUGAGUUUCCACCUGAUUUCCAGCCAAUCCCCUGUAAGCCCCUCUUCUUCGACCUGGCGCUAAACCACGUGGCCUUCCCGCCCCUCGACGACAAGGUGGAGCAGAAGGGCAAGGGCGGCCUGACCGGCUACAUCAAGGGCAUCUUCGGGUUCGGAAGCUAAAUCGAUCUCCAGGCUUCCAUAGGGCCCUCAUUGAUUUUUUUUUAAAAUCAGGCUGCAUGGGGUUACUAGGAUAGGGGCUCCCUCUCCAUCUGAGCUGUGGAAACACUACUGAAACCCCAGGUUCUUGACAUUUCCAUGUCUGGAAACUCAUACAGCCUACAGAUGCACAAACAAGCAUAUAUACACACACACCCAAGCCUCCUUUACAGAGGGGGAAUAAAAGGAUAAUAUAGUGGCCCUGGAAUAUUUUUUUUUAGUUUUUUAUUACCUUAACUCUAAAAGCUCCUAAUCUGGAUGUGAGUAUGGAUGAGGAGGGAGGGAGCAAGUGUUUCCGGAAUGCCACCUCAACACAGUCUGAACGGUGUCUGCAGGUUUUUAGGGAUUGUCCUACCAUCACAGGGGACACUAGACAACACCACUACCAAGCCAUGUUUUUUCAUCCCAGAGCGCAGAAUCACAGUGGGACAAACGAUAUCAAGUGUCCUGAACUGCCUGAAUGUUUGAUUCUUUCUUUUGUUUUGAGUUUUUCUCCGGUCUAAAGCUCAAAUCUAGCCAGUUUGUCUUGUUGUCCUGCAUGCCAGUGAAGGCACCAGACCUAUGUACUGAUUGUAAUGUUAAUUACAUUAUUACAUAUUGGGUUAGAUGGUAGUUCAUUUGACGAUUUUUUUAUUUUAUUUUUUUUACAACUUAUACUUAAAUAUACAUUUAGGGGCCCAUAAAGUCAGGCCAUUUUAUGGCAAUGAAAAU
Messenger RNA from Osmerus eperlanus (European smelt), 2588 nucleotides. It is a transcript of the gene srp68, whose product is annotated as signal recognition particle 68. NCBI's taxonomy places the organism in Eukaryota, Metazoa, Chordata, Actinopteri, Osmeriformes, Osmeridae. Gene Ontology annotation, biological process: SRP-dependent cotranslational protein targeting to membrane. Gene Ontology annotation, molecular function: protein binding; signal recognition particle binding; endoplasmic reticulum signal sequence receptor activity. The record is from RefSeq and is a predicted model, not a curated record. The transcript is spliced from 16 exons. Bases 63 to 1841 code for a protein of 592 amino acids. Gene Ontology annotation, cellular component: signal recognition particle, endoplasmic reticulum targeting.